UGCAACCAACACCGCCGCCUCCUCCUCCAUUGAUUCACAGACUUCACAUUCCCCCCACAAAGCAGAGCCACCAGCUUCCACAGUGAUCACAUUAAUAACAACAAUAGUGUGUGAUCGCAGGAGGAGAGAGAGAGAGAGAGACCCGGCCGCCGCUGCUCGUCCUCCGCGGGAUACGUGGAUACAACAGGAGCCAUCCCUGCUGCCUUUUUUUACCCAUCCACGCCUGAUCCUCACCUGUGUUUCUCCACUUUGACAUCGCCAGCUGAGUUUUUUCUUUUUGUUUUUCCGUGCGUGUAACUUCUUGGAUACCAGCGCGUUGUCCUUCUUAAAUGUCGGACUGAAUAUAACUGCUAUGACAGGGAAACUAGCGGAGAAGCUCCCUCUUACCAUGAGCAGUUUAAUAAACACGAUCCCUGACAGUCUCUACCCAGAAGAGGACAUCCCGACGUCAAUGAAUAUUUUCACCAGUACGGAAUCUAUUAACCACUAUUCCCAGAUGAACGCGGAUAAUAUCAUGGAUCUGGGCAUGGGAAGCGAGAAGUCAUCGGCAGAGAUUCAGUAUGGAUCCAGCUUCCAGUCCAACCGCAGCGGGCAGACUGUCACCUACCUGGGGAAGUUUGCCUUUGACACUCCUCCGUCUGGUGGCAUCGGUGGCUCCGGCUGGUGCUCUGACAACAACAUCAUCAGUCUCGUCAGUGCAGGGAUCCUGGGGGUUUCUCCCUCACCCGGCACGGUAACGACGCAGACAUCAUCCUCCGCAGCCGGCAUGGGCGGACAGGCGUCAGACAUGGAGCAGGUCUACGGUCCACCGCUGCCUGCCUAUUCUACCUGCGGUGACCUGUACCAGGAUCAGGUCUCCUUUCACCACAGCCCUGCCACGAGCACGGCUCUAGCCUACCCUGGCAAUGACUAUCACUCCACAUCCAAAGCCUCCAUGGACGGCAGCCUUUUCUCCAUGAUCCCCGACUACAACCUUUUCCAUCAUCAGGGGGAUGUUGGGGUGAUGGAGCACAAGCCCUUCCAGAGUAUGGACCCCAUCCGAGUCAACCCUCCUCCCAUCACACCCCUGGAGACCAUCAGAGCAUUCAAAGACAAGCAACAAAUUCACCCAGGGUUCAUGGGUGGGCAGCAGCACCCUCCCCAGCACCACCCACCGCCACAGACGCUCACCCUCAAACCCAUCCGGCCACGGAAGUACCCCAACCGUCCCAGCAAAACCCCGGUCCACGAGCGGCCGCACGCCUGUCCGGCCGAGAACUGUGACAGACGCUUCUCCCGCUCAGAUGAGCUCACGCGUCACCUUCGCAUCCACACAGGUCACAAACCCUUCCAGUGCAGAAUAUGCAUGCGCUCGUUCAGCCGGAGUGACCACCUGACCACGCACAUCCGCACGCACACAGGCGAGAAACCCUUCUCCUGCGAGUUCUGUGGACGCAAGUUUGCCAGGAGUGACGAGCGAAAGAGGCACGCCAAGGUUCACCUGAAACAGAAGGACAAGAAGCCGAGCGACAAGAGCAGUGGGGCGCCCGGGAGCCACAGCUCGCCGCCCAGCUCCUGUGGGGGGCCGACAGUGGGAACGUCAUGACCGUCACUACGUGCACUUGGACUGAGCCUUCACCAUGCCCCAUAAAAGAGACUUAUGAAGAAGGGAUCACGUCCACUAUGAGAUAAAUAGGUGACUUUUCCCCCUCUCUUAUACAUCCCGUGCUCCUUUCAGUUGUAGUCCUUCUAUUUUGAGAUGGAUGCCUUUAGUUUAAUUAAAGCGGAGGAAGGCUGCUACGCCAUUCUCUUUCAAGCAACUCAGAGCCUCAGCUACUGUAACACAGUGCCACCACAAAGAAGGGCACCUUGGCACACACUGCCCCAAAAGCCCACUGUGUGUGUUAGGUUUCAGGGGUGGAUACACUUUUGUAAAUUUACCGAGAAUUUCUAAAUUGGGAGGAAGCCAGAAUCCAUCACAAGGGUCGAACAGACAAAAUAAUAAAUGGAGCUCAGUGGGAGGUAUGCAUUAAUGAUAUUAGGCUGUUUAAAAGUGCAAUUGGUUUUAUUUGUGUACUGUCAUUGAUACCUUAUUAGUGGCACUUGACUGUCUUUCUGAUGUUUUUGUUGAGGUGUUGUGUUUUUAAUUUUCUAUUUGAAUGUUGUUUUCUCCACAGAAUCUGCCAAAUGUAUUGUGUUGAUUCAGCCAACUUGGUUCUUAAUAUUGUGUCUGAUGUUUGCCAAACCUAAAAGUGAUAUCAGCUUAGCACACAUGUUGAGUUCGAGGUGAGAUCAGACUCAGACAGCGGAUCUCCGAUUUAAAGUUAGAGUUGGAUUUGAAGAAUUUGGUUCGAGCUAGACGACUGAAUGGGUCGCACGAAAAACAAACCAAUGUCUUGUCCUGUUACCUGUACUUAUAAAAACAUGCCUGCAGCAAUCAAUGCCUUUGCCAAGACUUAUUUAUUUGUAGUCACAGAGAGACACUGUGUAUUUGUGUUGCCUUAUUAUAUGAUGGCUUUAUGUGGUGUUACCGGAUAUCAUUUCUGUUGCUUUUUUUUAAAGCUCACCAAUAACGUUCAUUUGUUCCGUUUUCUUGAGUUCUGCAGUUGUAUGCAAUAUAUUCAUGACAUGUGCCACCGACCCGUAAAUCAAAUUAACUAAGAGCACAGUUAGACAGACUGAACUACUUAAAUAAACGACACCGGUUUGCAAAUCAGCAGCAUAUGAGAGCAAAGAUGAAUAAGGGAAAAAAGAUGAAUGAGGCCCUUUGUCUGUGCUUUCUAGUGUAAAAAGAUUUAACUACUUGUUUAAAUGACCAAAAGAUGAGCCACAUAUGGUGAGAGAAAAAUUCAAAUUUCCAAAUCUAUGUUUACAUAUUUUCUAAUACAGAGACUGAGACUGAGUUGUAAACUAUGAGGACUUGUUUUUGUACAGUAUACAAAUAUGUAUGCAGGUAGCUAGAGUAGAAGUUUCCCUUUUGUACUCAAUUGUCAAAUGCAACAUAACUCAGUAUUAAAUUGUGCAUAUUUGUGCAUGACUCCAUGCACACUAUGUAAAUACAAAUGUCUGCAUAAACAAGAAUUUUCAAUUGACUGAAUGCUUGUGCGGAAUGUGUCUCAAAGCUUUUAGUAAUGUAGUUAUAAUACAGAAUAUUUUGUUGUUAUAGGAAAAAAAAUUUGGAGCACUACAAUUGUGCCAAAUAUGGUGUGUUAUCUCCAUUAAAAAAAAAACAAUAGCAGUUGCACCAUCUGUAACGCUUUAACGUGGUAAAAGGAAGCACUAAUGUGUUCUCUGAAUAAAUGAGAAGAUUUUUUUUUAUUACAUUUUGUGUACCUCCAUUAUAGUUUCAAUCAAUUAUUUCAAUUAAAACAUCUUCCCCCUUUUAUAGAAAAACACUAGUUGUUCUCAAAUAGAUGUCACAGAAGAAAUGAAUGAAUCCUUUCUCAAACUAAAUAUACGACAGGGCAAUGCCAGUAUUUUUUAGAUUUGACUCUGAUGGGAAUAUCUCAAUUCAGUGAUGAUGAAUUUUAUAAAGACUCAUCUUUACCAUUCUCUCGGAUCUCAUGUUUUAUACUGAUAUUGACAACAAUAACCACAUUUGAUAAAAUAGCUCUUCCUCAAAAAUGUUGUUUUGUUUUCCUCUAGAAAUAAGAGGGUUCCAUAUUAUGGCUUUGAGGAGCAAAUGCAAAAAGGUAUAACUCGGAUGGCAGAGAAUACUCUUUUGGUCAAUAAGGCUAUAAAUAUCUAGAUAUGUACUUCACUCGAAGCCAGCACAAGACACAGAUGACAAAAAUACUGGUUCUGACAACACCAUAAAUGAUCAUAUCAUGGUAAUAGUAAAAUAUUUCUCAAAUACGAGAUAACAUUUUUCAAAAAAAAAUAAAUCUUGUUCUAUCCCUCUAGUAUUUCCAGUUGUUGGCUGUGCUCUCUGACUAUUAAGAAGUGUAUGGUGCACGUGAGGCAAAUAAUUCAUAUAACAGUAUUAUCAACUUAGAAAGAGAAAUAAUAUUGUACCAUUGUAAUAUUGUAAUAUUGAAAAAUGCAAAGGCCAAAGGAAAGGUUCAGGAAAGCAGUGCCACGGGGGACACGGUGCACACAGAAACCAGCUUCCAAGGCCACGCUUUCCCUUUCCUGUAACAACCAGUAUUCACUGCUGAGCUUCCUGGCAAGUGUCCACUUAUUUUCCAAUUAAUUUGGCCUCAGAGAGUCUUUUCUCAACUCAUCUACAUGGUUAAAUGAACAGACCUCCUAGCAUUUUUAGAGAUAGUUUAAAAGUUCACACACCCUGCAACAACCAACUGUAAAUCAAUAGUUUUGUGUCGUGAAAAAUACGUUAUUUUACUCCAUAAAUGGUCAUCGGCUAAUGAAACUUUUCUGAGCAGAUGCAACUGAAAUGACAGCGUAACAAACUCUUGCUAUGUUUUUACACAUUAAAUCACAGAGUAUUCCUUCUUUCAGAUUACAGCUCGAUCAUAACUAAUAUUUAAACAUUGCAUUGGGAUUUGCCUGAAUAAAUGGCCGCUAAUGUGAACAUCCUGUGGCAGACAGCUUCACGGAGUCAGCUCAAACAAAUAUAUGUAGUCGAUGAGGUGAUGAGAAAAACAAAAUGUUUAAAUUGAAUGUUUACCAAGAAUAAUUUGACGUUAGACACUGAUUGUUAUAUUCUCUGGAUAAUUUGGACCAAUAAUUAUGAUCUUGUGUGCUCCAAAUUUUACACUUAGCUGGUGAGUGUGGAUCUCUUUUUAAUGACAGUAUAGAGGAUGUGGCCUCCCCUUUGAGAAAACUGUGUUUUUGUUGCUUUGUGUUAAGGACUGAUGCAGAGCGAGGCGGAGACUCCACCAAACCAUUUCCACGUCUAAAUGAAGCCCUGUAAUUACAAUUUAGCAAACUCAAUAUUUCAUCUGUCAUCUCCUCUGACUGUCUGUCAGAUUUGUUUCGUGACAUUUCUGUACUGGUCGGAUAGAUUUUGUAACCCCCCCCCCCCCCCCCCCCCAUCCCGUUCCGUCAAUAUAGUUUGGUGGUUGAACAACAAUACAGGCUGUACCAUGUUCUUCUGAAUCCUUCUGUGUAAAGUGUGAAUGCUAUAGAUAAAUGUCAGUGACUUGUUGAUUUGAGCAGCACCCCCCUCCUCCUGAUAACGCUUCUCAAAGAGAGGCAUUGGUUUGUGUAUUUUUAAUGUUCUAUUGUCCAAAAGUAGGCAGCUGAACGCUCUGAAAUUGGAAUUUGCCUCAUCCUCGUUCUCUGCUGCGUGUUGGAUGAGAGCCAGCAUCAGCAGCCAUCUUUGUGCCAAAGUGGGUUGCAGGGUUAGCUGAUCAAAAACAAUGCAUGAUGAGAGCUGCACAGGCGCAACAAAUCGUACAUGUGACCUCAGCCUGCUCGCACUGGAAGGCAGCCUUGUGCUAAUGUUUGUGUUUAACUGUUUGAUUUAGCGUCCUUGGUGUUGGCCUCGGGCAGGGCAAUAAGCUUGGGCUCAUUCAUGACCGUUUAAUAAUUAGAGGAUUUAAAACAAUAAUAAAAAUAAAAAAAACACAAUUCAUUCUUGAAGAGAUUUCAAUAAUGUGUAGAUAUUGCAGACUACUCAUGUCAUUUUAUGGACUACAGUGUGGCUUCAGGGAUUGUGUGGUCUUCUACAGUGACACUGGUAUUCGGAUGGAGUCAAUACUCACUGUUUUCUGUUGUGUUGUGUUUCCUUUUCAUUACAGUAUAUCCUCAUGUUUGCAUGUGCACGGAAAACGUUUCCCAAGUGCUGCCCCCUCCAGAUGCUGCGGGGUGGUGGUGCUCAUUUCUUUAUUAUGCAUGAAAAAUAAAAAGUCACAUCGGGUGAAAUGGGAUAACAACUACUCAAGACAGUCAACUGGAAACACACACUGGGAUAACUGUUCUAUUGGCUUUUUCUUUUCUUUUUCCUUUUUUUGUUCUUAAAGAAAACAAGAGGUCUUGUUUAAAAUGUUGUGGAUGUCUUUAACCUAUUUCAUGUUUUUAUUACCUUAUAAUAAGGUCCUUUUAUGAUGAGCUGAAUAUUGAAAUGAAUUUUACUAUAUCCUUGUGAUGGGGAGGAUGUGCUCCCCUGUUUACUUGGCACUUCGGUUUGUUGUAAUGCAAUUGUUUUGUUAUUUCUA
Platichthys flesus (European flounder) is the source of this 6098-nucleotide messenger RNA. RefSeq names its product early growth response 3 (gene egr3). Gene Ontology annotation, molecular function: RNA polymerase II cis-regulatory region sequence-specific DNA binding; DNA-binding transcription factor activity, RNA polymerase II-specific. The transcript is spliced from 2 exons. The coding region runs from base 353 to 1585 and encodes 410 amino acids. NCBI's taxonomy places the organism in Eukaryota, Metazoa, Chordata, Actinopteri, Pleuronectiformes, Pleuronectidae. Gene Ontology annotation, biological process: regulation of transcription by RNA polymerase II. The record is from RefSeq and is a predicted model, not a curated record.